This is a messenger RNA of Eremothecium gossypii ATCC 10895, 468 nucleotides long. RefSeq names its product Mpp6p (gene MPP6). The coding region runs from base 1 to 468 and encodes 155 amino acids. Lineage: Eukaryota; Fungi; Ascomycota; Saccharomycetes; Saccharomycetales; Saccharomycetaceae. The record is from RefSeq and is marked provisional. The transcript has a single exon.
AUGGCGAAUAAUAUGGCCAAGGAAGUAUCCGGCAAACUUUCAAGCCGUGUAAUGAACAUGAAGUUCAUGAGGCAUGCUGAGCAGGCCGAGGAAGAACAGAGGGUCGAGGUAGAGCAGCGGAAGUUCAUAGAUUCUUCAGAGUGGAGCAUCCCUGGGCGGCGCGAAAGGCUGCGACAGAUUCCUACGCCGCGACCGGUUGUGGCGGUGGGACACACUGUUAUCAGGACGAUAGAUGCGCAAGGCGGUCAGGCGUCUGCAACUCCCGGGAGAAGGAAGUUCGGUAGUACGCCUGUGGAGGCUGCCGAUGCGAGCGGUUCGGAGACUCAUACAGCGUCUACAGCGGAACCCAAGGCUGAAGACCUGGAAACACUGUGGAAGUCUGAAAAGAGGACAAAGAGGCCCAAGACUGGUGCCGCAGAACGCCCGGGGGGUGUCAAGAAGAGGAACAGACAGGGGGCGAAGAACUGA